Messenger RNA from Necator americanus (New World hookworm), 1032 nucleotides. RefSeq lists its product as uncharacterized. Bases 1 to 1032 code for a protein of 343 amino acids. The transcript has a single exon. Lineage: Eukaryota; Metazoa; Nematoda; Chromadorea; Rhabditida; Ancylostomatidae. The record is from RefSeq and is a predicted model, not a curated record.
AUGUCUGGUCCCAUCACUUUGAGAACUAAGAAAGCACUCCUCACACGAUAUUGUAAUAAUUUGAACGAAAUAAUCGCGCAGUACGAAGGGGACGCGUCGCACGAUGAUAUCUCACCGAGCUCUAGAGAAUUUUUGGAACACAUCCACACAGCUAUGCUGGAACUCAAAGCAACAAGUAAACUAGUGGCCGACAAACUUGAUGCUUUCGUUAACGUCAUUGAAGCAAUGGGUGACGCACUCAGCGAAGACCAUGAAGCGCAAGCGCUUGAAUAUAUAGAAAAGGCUCACCUUGCCAUUGAUCGCGCAGAAAAGCUUGCUAUUAAGUUAGAGGCCAAACGCAUUAGUGUUAGAGAAACGGGUAAUCAGCCCAUCAUCACCCGAAAUAGCGGACAGUUGGAAAGAGCAGCACCGAAACUACCCGCUAUUCCAAUACCAACAUUUACCGGAAAGAUAUGGGUCUACGCUAACUUUUGGACGCUUUUUAACGCUAACGUCCAUAGCCAACCCUCCCUGACUAACUUACAAAAAUUCAACUUCUUAAUAAAUGCGCUCAAGGGAGAAGCUCGCGAAAUGGUGAGGCGCUAUCCGGUUACUGAAGAAAAUUAUGAACCUGCCGUUAACCUACUGCAGAAGAAAUACGGCAACGACGCACAAUUAAUAAGCGCCCUACAGUCGCGAUUAGAAAGCGCACGAGCAGAAAACUCAACCACGCAAGCGCAGGGAAAAUUAUUAGAAACGAUAAUCCCAAUCGUGACACAACUAAGAAAACUAAAUAUCGAUUUGAACGGGUCAUAUAAUGCCCAAAAAGUGCUCGCAAAGUUCGCUCUAAGAAUACAGCGUAUUGUUCUGGAGAGCCAAAUAACACCAGACAUGGUUGAGAGUCAGUGGAAGAUGGAGGAGACAAUAGCGGAACCCGACGUCAACAUUACAAUGGAAGAACACGUUAACGACAUGGUAACUAAGAACGCAACUACUACUAUUUACUUGGUAGUGGAUAAGGAGCUAUCUGAGUUUGUACCUUUCUCGAGAUGA